Molecule: messenger RNA, 2946 nt
Organism: Malania oleifera
Lineage: Eukaryota; Viridiplantae; Streptophyta; Magnoliopsida; Santalales; Ximeniaceae
Product: trihelix transcription factor DF1-like
Exons: 2
Coding region: 867-2480 (537 amino acids)
Source: RefSeq, a predicted model, not a curated record
CAUUUCCUUUCAUUUCUAGGAAAGGAACAAAAGAUUCUACAAUUAUGAACAUUUCUUUUCUUCGAUGCUGUCUUUCACCGGCCUUCAUGUAAUCUAAUCUCUUCUUCCCUCUCUAGUGGCUUUGUAUUUUCUUAUAAAAGUUCAUAAAGUAUUUUUAAAAGCAGAGAGAGAAAGAGGGAGCCCAUAAAAUAUCUACGUAAUUUCUAUUUUUCGUAAUUUUUGGACUCAAUAAUUGACCCAAAAAUAAUAAUUGGACAGCCGGAAUAUCAGAAGGGUAAAUUAGUAAUUUCAUGUGUGAAUGCAGCCAAAGCCUAUUGUAUAAGGCAAAGGCGGGCAGCGUGGGCCGCCUUCUAACUACGCUUAGCUGUACACUUCACACCAAAAAACCAACUGGUUGAUCCCCAUCGUCACCAAUCUCCACCUGUUGCCCUUAUCACCAUUCUCCUUCGCUAAAACUUUUUCCCUUCCAUUUUUACCCGUCGUUUCUCCCAGUAUUACUAACUUAUCACUUUUUCAGUACAUUUCAAGCCCGCAUGCCUUGACCAAUGUCAUGAGUUGACUGGCCCAAAAAUCUGAAGUUAAACAAUAGAGAAAAUGACUUUUCGCUUAUCCAAUGGUCUCAUGCCACGUGGGAGGAGAGUUAAUUGCCGAGCCCACCUGAUCGGGAUCCCUAUCUAUAUUAUAUUUCAAGCUAAAGAUAAGAAACCCUAAUUACCCACAAAGCAAAUGGUAGAAAGAAUUGAGAGGCUGAGCUAACUCUGAAAAACCCCAAGAAAAUUUUUACCCUUAGGCUUAGCCCCUCUGCGCAAACCCAUAGAAUUCACCUUCUCUUUUCCUUGGAUUUCCGGCUGUAAUUUUCCGGGGUAAUGAUGCUGGCGACUUCUGCUCCGCUAGAAAGUUCAGGAGCGGCAACCGUGGCGCGGCGGAACGAGGAGAAGGUGGUGGUGGUGGUAGACGAAGGGGUCGGUGGUGGCUCGGUCUCCGGCGAGUUCGGAGAAGAAGAGAGAGGGAGAGGGGUAGAGGGUGAACGCUAUUUUGCCGGUAACCGGUGGCCUCGUGAAGAGACCUUGGCUUUGUUGAAGAUUAGGUCUGAUAUGGACGUCGCGUUUAGAGACUCAAGCCUCAAAGCUCCACUAUGGGAAGAGGUUUCUAGGAAACUAGCUGAACGUGGGUUUCACCGGACCGCAAAAAAAUGCAAGGAGAAAUUUGAGAACAUACACAAAUACCACAGGAGAACCAGAGAUGGCCGAUCCGGUCGACCCAACGGAAAGACCUACCGGUUUUUCGAGCAAUUAGAAGCUCUGGACCAACAGCCUGCUGUUCCACAUCCACCCCGGUCGCCGGAAAAGAUUCAAACUCCUCCCUCCACGGAAACUCCGGCGGCCAUGAUGGUGGAGCCCAUAAAUGCUUACCAAGAGUCCAUGCCUUGUUCUUCCGAAAACCCAACCGCGGGAUUCGCCUCCACUGCCUCCACUUCCACUGCCUCGUCAUCGGGCAAAGAAGCCCAAGGCACCCGCAAGCGAAAGCGAAAAUUGUCCCAUUUUUUCGAGAGGCUGAUGGGGGAGGUGAUUAAGAAACAGGAGAAUUUGCAGAAGCAGUUCAUCGAGGCUAUGGAGAAGUGCGAAAACGAUCGAGUUGCGAGAGAAGAAACUUGGAAGAUGCAGGAGCUCGCCAGAAUCAAACGAGAUCAAGAGAUUUUGGCCCAUGAGCGCGCCAUCGCCGCAGCUAAGGACGCCGCCGUCAUCGCAUUUCUGCAGAAGAUCUCGGAAAAAGCCAGUCCUCCGGUGCAAUCGGCGCCGGAGACCGCGAACCCGCCUCCGAUCGCAGUCGUAGAAAGACCCGAUCAAAGUUCAAGCGGUAAUACCGAUAAAAAGUGUAGCAAUAUAAAUCAGACAAGUAGUUCAACAUCGUCUCGGUGGCCUAAAGCUGAAGUAGAAGCUUUGAUUAGGCUUAGAACAGAUCUGGAUUUGCAGUAUCAGGGAAAUGGGCCCAAAGGGCCAUUGUGGGAGGAUAUUUCGCUGGGCAUGAAAAAGCUAGGCCACUACCGGAGCUCGAAGAGAUGUAAAGAGAAGUGGGAGAACAUUAACAAAUACUUCAAGAGGGUAAAAGACAGCAACAAGAAGAGGCCUGAAGAUUCAAAAACGUGUCCUUACUUCCACCAGCUUGAAGCUCUCUACAAGAAGAAGACGAGUAAGAAGGGUGAUAGUUUGGCAAAUUCCGGGGCCGCUUAUGACCACUUGAAGCCUGAAGAACUGCUAAUGCAGAUGAUGGGUCGUCCGGGACAGGAGCACGGGCGGGAGCCGGCGGCGGAGGAGGAUGACGGGGAAAGCGAGAAUGCGGAUGGGGAUCACGAGGAAACCGGAGACGAUGAAGAUGAGGAGGAUGAAGAAGAGGAAGGAGAUAGAGAUGGAGAAGGGUAUCAGAUUGUGGCCAACAUUAACAAUCCGAAUUCGGGGUCUUCAAUGGCGGUUAUGGGGUGAGGGGACAAGAUGAUGAUGGAGAGCGAGCGUGCGUGCGUGCGUGCGUGAAGCUUGUUUUUGAGAAGUGGGUCAGUACAGAAAGAAAGAAAGAAAGUGGGGUUUGAUCUGAAUUGGGAUUGGAUUGGAUUGGAGCUCCAUUUCUGAGGAGUUCAGAUUGCAAACCAUCAGGCAGGCAGAAGGCAUCUAUCCUACGGGGCCUCGCGUCUUUUUCGCAGUUUAUUUUUCCAGAAUUUGGAGUUAAAUAAUGUCGGAGAUGGAGGGGAAGAAGUCAAACAAGGGUAAGGGUGUGCAUGUAUUAUUUAAUAUAUAUGUAAUCUGUUGUAUACCUCUUUUUUUUUUUUUUUCUUUUAAAUAAUAAUUUUGGGACAUUGUUCAUACCCAAUGUGUGUAAGAAAUGCGUGGUUGUGAGUGUGCAUCAAUAAAGAUGGAAGAUUGAUUACUGGCAAUCUUCUGGUUUAUUUCUGGA